UGUGUGUAUUGAGAGAGAGAGAGAGACUCGCGGGUGACUUGUUUGCUGAGGAUAUUGGAUUUCUCUAUUCAUCGUCGUUAGUUCUCUUUCCUCUCUGCCAGCUCUCUGAGGACGUCUGAUGCGCUGACCAGCCCUGCUGUAGCCUGUCACUCUCGGGGUUGUCUGGCGGUGGACACAGACUGGACUGGACAGCCGUGAUUGUUUUUUUAAAAGGAGCUGGUACAUUACCACACCUUUGUUGCGCGUUGAAGACACUAUAUGAACAGUCAAGGGACUUUCCGCGAACGAAGAGACUCAUGAAUGGUUGGGUUUUAUUUUACGCGUAUUUUUCUGUGAAGGUUACGGAUCUUGCUCAAGAAUAAGGGCGUUUUAGAAGAUCAAGGCAAGUGAAUGACCACACGAAUAGAUGUGCUACUGUAAACCAAGACAUUGCCCGAGUAGACCCUAAAGUCAUUCCAUUGUGGCUUAACACAAAUCAGCUUCCUUGGAUCUUACUUUUGUUUUUGGUUAGUGUAUUUUUGCAUAAUAUAUAUUUUUCCCCACGGAUCUUUGGAUUAGCAGAACUGUAGAAUUAAUAUAAUACAGGGAAUACUCACCAAGAGGAAAGAUGGGGAACAGUGUCUAGAACUGCCAGGAGAGGAAUGCCCCAGACUGUGUUCCCAGCAGCAGGCACCAUGUUCACCCCCAGUGGCUUCAGCCCCCACCUGGCCUCCACCUGCUCUGAGGCUGACCCUGAGGAGGAGGAAGGCCCCGAGGAGGCCAGAGGACCUGGGGCUUGCGCGGCCGACGGACCCCCCAUUACCUCCGCCUCUCUGGACACUCUCAUCCAGCACCUGGUGCCCACCGCAGACUACUACCCAGAGAAAGCCUAUGUGUUUACGUUCCUGCUGAGUGCUCGUCUGUUCAUCUCUCCCCCUGAGCUGCUGGUCAGACUCUGUGACACCUGCAUCAAACAACAGCAGUUGGACCAGAGUCCACUGGACACGGCUAAAGUGAGGAAGUUUGGUCCCAAGAUCCUGCAGCUGCUGACUGAGUGGACAGAGACGUUCCCCACAGACUUCAGAGAGGAGAAGAUGGUGGGCCUUUUCAAAGAUAUCAUCCACAGGAUAGCACCCUGUGAUGAGGCGUAUUGGAAGACACUGAACCAGGUUUUGCAGACGCUGAACCAGAAGCUGGCAGCCAUCGCCCAGGGAGAGGAGAGCAUUGUCAAAGUGAAUGCCUCCUCAGUCUCCUCAAUCUCAGACAAGCUGGUGGGCUUCAAGACCAAGCCUCCACCUAUCCAGAAGGAUAUACUGUCUAUCUGCAACGACCCAUACACACUGGCACAGCAACUCACCCAUGUGGAACUGGAACAUCUCAGUCAUAUCGGUCCUGAGGAGUUUGUCCAAGCCUUUGUUCAGAAAGACCCGCUAGAUAGCACUCAGCAGCCGUGUUUCAGUGAGCAGAAGAAGAAGACCACUAACCUGGAGGCUUACGUCAGGUGGUUCAACAGGCUGUGCUACCUGGUAGCUACUGAGAUCUGUAUGCCUGCUAAGAAGAAACAGAGAGCCCAGGUGAUUGAGUUCUUCAUCGACGUGGCCAGAGAGUGCUUCAACAUUGGCAAUUUCAACUCCCUCAUGGCCAUCAUCUCUGGUAUGAAUAUGAGUCCUGUGUCUCGGUUGAAGAAGACGUGGGGUAAAGCCAAGACUGCCAAGUUCUUCAUCCUGGAGCAUCAGAUGGAUCCUACUGGAAACUUCUACAACUACAGAACAGCACUUAGGGGAGCCGUCCACAGGUCCCAGACUGCUAAUAGCAUCAGGGAGAAGAUUGUGAUUCCCUUCUUCAGCCUACUGAUCAAAGACAUCUACUUCCUGAAUGAGGGAUGUGCCAACCGCUUGCCCAAUGGCCAUGUACAUUUUGCGAAAUUUGUGGAAUUGGCUCGCCAGGUGGGAGAGUUUAUGACGUGGAAACAGAUAGAGUGUCCGUUUGAGACAGACAGGAGCAUCCUCCACUACCUCCACACUGCUCCCAUCUUCAGUGAGGACGGCCUCUACCUGGCAUCCUAUGAGAGUGAGAGCCCAGAGAACCAGGUGGAGAAGGACAGAUGGAAAGCACUCAGGUCUAAUAUUCUGGUGAAGACAAAAGAGCUAAAAGAGCACCAUGGCAGCUAACCCUCAGGCCAGCCCAGCGAGGGAGGGAGGGAGGGAGUGUACUCAUUGCACUAAAACAAACUGUGAAGGAGCCUAGCUGGUACCCGAGGUGUUUUUCUACACAUGAAGAAUAGAAGUGAUGAAACAAUAAUGAUGAACAGGAUUCAUCAACAUCUUGACCAGUAAAAACACAAUGAAAGAACAAAGGUCAACAAGCAGUGAAAAGUGAAGCUACUGUAUGGACACUAACUGGGGGAGUAUAAUGUCAUUACCUUUGGUUUGACUUUUGUACAUGGGGUACAUAAGGGAUAGAUCAAUCCCGCAAUCUUGGUGUUUAUUUACUCUUUAUCAUCUUUCUUUCUCUCCCUCUCUCUUUCUUUCUCUCCCUCUUCCUUUCUUUCUCUCUCAUCUUUCUUUCUCUCCAAAGCCUUGUGUACGUUUUCUAUUGUACUGUUAGAAUCCUGUAAAAGUAAGAGUAACUAUGAUGUGAAGGGCGCUGGCUUGCCCACUUAGCUGCCGGACUGUGUUUGGUCCUCUACUACUGAAGACUACUACUAAAAGACUACUACUAAAGACUACUAUUGACGACUUCUACUAAAGACUACUAUUGAUGACUUCUACUAAAGACUACUACUAAAGACUAGUAUUGAUGACUUCUACUAAAGACUACUACUAAAGACUAGUAUUGAUGACUUCUACUAAAGACUACUAUUGAUGACUUCUACUAAAGACUACUAUUGAUGACUUCUACUAAAGACUACUACUAAAGACUAGUAUUGAUGACUUCUACUAAAGACUACUAUUGAUGACUUCUACUAAAGACUACUAUUGAUGACUUCUACUAAAGACUACUACUAAAGACUAGUAUUGAUGACUUCUACUAAAGACUACUAUUGAUGACUUCUACUAAAGACUACUAUUGAUGACUUCUACUAAAGACUACUACUAAAGACUAGUAUUGAUGACUUCUACUAAAGACUACUAUUGACGACUUCUACUAAAGACUACUAUUGAUGACUUCUACUAAAGACUACUACUAAAGACUAGUAUUGAUGACUUCUACUAAAGACUACUAUUGAUGACUUCUACUAAAGACUACUUCUAAAGACUAGUAUUGAUGACUUCUACUAAAGACUACUUCUAAAGACUAGUAUUGAUGACUUCUACUAAAGACUACUUCUAAAGACUAGUAUUGAUGACUUCUACUAAAGACUACUUCUAAAAGACUACUAUUGAUGACUUGUACUAAAGACUACUACUAAAGACUACUAUUGAUGACUUCUACUAAAGACUACUUCUAAAAGACUACUAUUGAUGACGACUACUACUAAUGACUACUACUGAGUACCAGGAACCACUGGAGAGACAUCCUGCAUUAUAUCAUUCCACAUACAUAAAUACAUUGACUGUGUGUGUGUGUGUGUGUGUGUGUGUGUGUGUGUGUGUGUGUGUGUGUGUGUGUGUGUGUGUGUGUGGUCUCAGUUGAGGGGCUUAUUCUUAUCAAAAUGUAAAUCUCUCAUCCUCAGUGGAGAGACUGUUGUUGAAACCAUGAAACCAGGGUAUUUUCAUCUCCAUGUCUGAAUCUAGUCUACCUGUACAUUGUAGGUGUGGAGGGCUGGGGAUAUCAGCGUUGUCUACUCCUAUGCGAAAAUGUAUUGUGCCAUGAAAACGACAGCAAAACAAUCAAUCAUGUCAAGGGCCAGGCCUGUGUAUAGAUUGUGUACAAAGAACUACUUUUCCCAUGUAUCCCCUGACAUCUUUCUACUCUCCAGGAAGAGUCUCUCUCUGACUGAUGUUCAGUUGUCUGAUAUUUAUGGUUUUGUUAUUAUUUUCUUUUAUUCCUCUAUUGAAAAUGAAGUCUGCUAAAUGUCAUGCUAAAGACAGUGUUUUGAAGGGGCAUUAUAUGUAGGGUUCCACCACUGAAAUAUUGGAGGUGUUUUAGGCCAUUGGAAUAUGAGCUAAAUGAUCAAAUGGAUACUUUCACCAAUAACAUCUGCCAUUGUCUUUCUAUUGUUGGAGAGGGAAAGUUAUGCCAGUUUGUCACUACUAGUUGUUACGAUUAUCCAGGUUAUUUUAACUUGAAACUUGCUGUUGUUUAUGCCUUUGUUGUCCUGUGGGAUAGUCACAUGUGAUCCCUGGGGGUUAUCAUAAAGGAGGGAUAUGGUGGGAGAGGGAUGUGCGUUAUUCCAUGUUUUUAAGAGACAGUUUGAUUCAAUUUUAUAUGAUUGAUGUUCAAGUGAUGCACUCGUAGCCCUGUCCUUCUUUUAACAACAAGCUGGUUCUCUCGCUCUCUCUCUCUCUCUUCUCUGUAACACAGAGAAGACAGUUACCUACACCCAUGCCAUGCCACACUGUCUUGUAGGAUCAGGAGGCAUCCAAGGUAACAGUUUUCAGUGCAGUGUUUUCAGUGAAGAGUGUUUGCGUGUGUGACACACUGAAGCAGGCAGAUCAUUGAUACUUUUUUGUUUACUGGCCAGUUUACAGGAUUCUGGCCCCAUCGAUAGCAAAUUGAAAAGAGGCUGACUUAAAUAAAUGGCUUUUAAUAAAAUG
Molecule: messenger RNA, 4679 nt
Organism: Salmo salar (Atlantic salmon)
Lineage: Eukaryota; Metazoa; Chordata; Actinopteri; Salmoniformes; Salmonidae
Product: ras-GEF domain-containing family member 1C
Biological process (GO): Ras protein signal transduction
Cellular component (GO): plasma membrane
Molecular function (GO): guanyl-nucleotide exchange factor activity
Source: RefSeq, a predicted model, not a curated record